Molecule: messenger RNA, 885 nt
Organism: Penicillium arizonense
Lineage: Eukaryota; Fungi; Ascomycota; Eurotiomycetes; Eurotiales; Aspergillaceae
Product: aromatic alcohol reductase
Exons: 2
Coding region: 1-885 (294 amino acids)
Molecular function (GO): oxidoreductase activity
Source: RefSeq, a predicted model, not a curated record
AUGGCCCUGUUCAAGACUGUUCUGCUUAUCGGAGCAGGUGGAAACCUAGGUGUCCCUGUCCUUGAAGCAUUCUUAGCCUCUCCAUACAAAGUCAGCGUUUUGACCCGCAAAGAGUCGACAUCAACAUUCCCUGAAGGCGUGCCUGUCUUCAAAGCCGACUAUACCGAUGUAUCCUCGAUCAAGCUUGCAAUGGAAGGUCAGGAUAUGGUAAUUAGCAUGGUCGGCGGCAUCGCCGCAGGAGACCAACAGGUAUUCAUCGAUGCCGCCCUCGCCGCCGGUGUGAAAAGAUUCUUGCCUAGCGAGUUCGGUCCCUAUUCGCGGAACCCCGAAUUUGCCGCACUGAACCCUGUCGUUUUACCAGCCAAGGCGGGUACUGUCGACUAUCUCCGAUCAAAACAGCCAUUGAUUUCUUGGUCGAGUCUUGUUACCGGCGCAUUCUUCGACUGGGCCAUGAAAGUCGGAUUCUUCGGCUUCGACCUCGCCUCAAAAACCGUGACUCUCAUCGACGGCGGCACGUCGGUUUUCACUACUACAACCUUGUCGACAAUCGGGAAGGCCCUUGUUGCCAUACUCGAACACCGGGGCGAGACGAAGAACCAAUACAUCUUUGUAUCAUCCUUCAAUGUCAGCCAGAAAGACAUUCUAGAUGUGGUUGAGAAGGUCGAUGGCCAGAAAUGGACGGUAAAGCAUGUUACGUCCGAGGAGGUCAUCAAUAAUGGCAAGAGAAGGCUUGCGGCGGGUGAUUUCGCCGGAAUCAUAGACUUGACUAGGGGUGGGGCAUUUGGCAAACAGGCACUGGGAGAUGAGAGUUCACAUGGGUUCUGGAACGACAAGUUAGGGCUCCCAAAAGAGGAUAUAGAACAGACUAUUAGAGAUCUGCUCUAG